Molecule: messenger RNA, 1125 nt
Organism: Cyphellophora attinorum
Lineage: Eukaryota; Fungi; Ascomycota; Eurotiomycetes; Chaetothyriales; Cyphellophoraceae
Exons: 1
Coding region: 1-1125 (374 amino acids)
Biological process (GO): proteasome-mediated ubiquitin-dependent protein catabolic process
Molecular function (GO): endopeptidase inhibitor activity; proteasome binding
Source: RefSeq, a predicted model, not a curated record
AUGGCACCAACCAACACUGCACUAAGUCCAGACUCGAUCCUCGAUCUCGUGGCCAAAAGUCUGCCACCAUCAUCCUCCGAAUCUGACACCCGAAUUCUGAAAGAUGCGUACUCGGCAAUCGCCAUUUUCUGUCACAGCUGCAUGCUAGCCGUGGGCUUCAAGUUGGUAGGACUAGGGGAAGGUCACAAGAUUGAGGCACAAUCAGACCCGCAAGACGUGUCGCCGUUGCCAGCAGAAUGGAAUGCCUCCAGCUCUUAUGCAUUCCGCUACACACAUCCGCAAUCGUCGAUGGAGUUCCUCGUCAAGGUGACGCGACUCGGCAGUAAAGCCAUCGUCAAUGGCGUUGGGCUCGGUGAUGACAAGACUGCGUCCUUUGAGAUCAAAGCCGCCGACUGUACCUCAGAGGGCUCCUUAGCGGAGGAGAAAUCGUCUGGCGACACAAAAUCUGGGCUUCGAAACAUCUUCAUAUCUAACGGCCGUAUCACAGACCUAGCCGAAUUGUUCAGAUCCAGCAUCAUUCAAAAGCUGGCUCCCGGCAUCCACAAAGCUGGUUACGAAGACACAGAAAGCACUACUCAGACCCAGAGAUCAAUACGUCCCGAGACAGCUCCGCGAGAAGAUCGGGAUCCAUUACGUGACGAUCAGCCUCGACCAGCACGACCAUAUCCCUUCGAUGAUCCACUUGCUGCCGCUCCUCGAAGACCUGUUGGGCCUGCUCCUGACUUCGCGCCGCCUGGAUUUGAAGAUGAGUAUGAGCUGAACAGACCUGCAAGAGGGAUGCCUAGGGGUGCAGAGCCAUUUGGACGAAUUGGUGAGCAGGACCUAUACCCACCUGGCCUUGGUCCACAUGAUCCUUUACGCAUGGGGCCAGGCGGCGGAGGGUUUCGUGGAGGCGGCGGAAUGCAUCCUACAUUCGACGAUCCGAUGUUUGCAGGUCAAGGUGGUGGCCAAGGUUACGAUCCUCGCGCUCCUCCAGGCGCUCGAUACGAUCCCAUUGGUCCUGGAGACGGACCUCCAAAUCUGAGAGGCGGUCCCAGAUUUCCGGGAGGAGGUGGUGGCAGGUUUCCUGGUGGAGGUGGUGGCGGGAACCCGUUUGGUGGCUUCGGGAGCGGCGACUUCAUCUGA